AUGGCCUCGGAGUCGGUGAAGGUGGUAGUGCGCUGCCGCCCCAUGAACCAGCGAGAGCGGGAGCUGCGCUGUCAGCCAGUGGUGACGGUGGACUGCGCGCGUGGCCAGUGCUUCAUCCAGAACCCAGGCGCCGCCGACGAGCCCCCCAAGCAGUUCACCUUCGACGGCGCUUAUUACAUGGACCACUUCACUGAGCAGAUCUACAACGAGAUUGCCUACCCGCUGGUGGAGGGUGUCACUGAAGGCUACAACGGUACCAUCUUUGCCUAUGGCCAGACGGGCAGCGGGAAGUCCUUCACCAUGCAGGGCCUGCCGGACCCUUCCUCCCAGAGGGGCAUCAUCCCCAGGGCCUUUGAGCACAUUUUUGAGAGCGUCCAGUGUGCUGAGGACACCAAAUUCCUGGUCCGGGCCUCCUACCUGGAGAUCUACAAUGAAGACGUACGUGACCUGCUAGGGGCUGACACCAAGCAGAAGCUGGAGCUGAAGGAGCACCCUGAGAAGGGCGUGUAUGUGAAGGGGCUGUCAAUGCACACGGUGCACAGCGUGGCCCAGUGUGAGCGCAUCAUGGAGACGGGCUGGAAGAACCGCUCAGUUGGCUACACCCUGAUGAACAAGGACUCCUCCCGCUCACACUCCAUCUUCACCAUCAGCAUUGAGAUCUAUGCUGUGGAUGAGCGGGGCAAGGAUCAUCUCCGGGCGGGCAAACUGAACCUGGUGGACCUGGCAGGCAGUGAACGGCAGUCCAAGACAGGCGCCACAGGGGAGCGACUCAAGGAGGCCACCAAGAUCAACCUGUCACUGUCAGCGCUGGGCAAUGUCAUCUCGGCCCUGGUGGACGGGCGCUGCAGACACAUCCCCUAUCGGGACUCAAAGUUAACACGGCUACUUCAGGACUCACUGGGUGGCAACACCAAGACACUGAUGGUGGCCUGCCUGUCACCCGCUGACAACAACUACGAUGAGACACUCAGCACGCUGCGCUACGCAAACCGAGCCAAAAACAUCAAGAACAAGCCACGCAUCAAUGAGGACCCCAAGGAUGCUCUUCUGCGCGAGUACCAGGAGGAGAUCAAGAGGCUCAAGGCCAUUCUGGCCCAGCAGAUGAGCCCCGGCAGCCUGUCAGCCCUGCUGUCCAGCCAGGUGCCUCUAAACCCUGUCCAGUGUGAGGAGAAGCCACUGCCCCCACCUGUGAUCCAGCAUGACACAGAGGCAGAGAAGCAGCUGAUCCGGGAGGAGUACGAGGAGCGUCUGGCCCGGCUGAAGGCCGACUACGAGGCAGAGCAGGAGUCCCGGGUCCGGCUGGAGGAGGACAUCACUGCCAUGCGCAACUCUUACGAUGUGAAGCUGUCCACGCUGGAGGAGAACCUGCGGAAGGAAGCAGAGGCUAUCCUGAAGGCGGAAGUACUCUACAAAGCCGAGGUCAUGUCCAGGGCUGAGUUUGCCAACAGGUGCGAGUACUCACCUGCUUUCCAGUGCGAGGCAGGCUUUCAACCGGAGCCCAUGUCCGUGCCCGGUCCUCAGCCCCAAGCAGAGGUCUCCCAGUCUGCGAGUUCUUCCCAGCUGGAUGAGCCACCCAAGCUGCAGAGCUCCAAGUCUGAGAUUUCGCUCACAUCUGAUGAGUCAUCCACGCUCGAGGAAGUGUCCGUGUCCGAGGCCUUCCCUGGGCCCGAUGAGCCCUCCAGCCUGGAAUUCUCCAUGCCCGAGGAGGAGUCCAAGAGCAAGUACUUCUCAGAAGAGUGUCUCAGCCAUGCAGCCACCAGGCCUCUGCCAGAAGACGUGUGCUACCCCCAGGAAGAGGAACCAGAACUGACGCCCCUGGAGCUGCUGCCAGGCCUGCAGGACCCAUUUGCUGAGCUGGAAGCCAAGCUGGCCAGGCUCUCCUCCACUGUGGCCAGGGCAGAUGUACCCCAGGAGGACAUACCCAAGGUCCCCGAGCAGGUCCCUUCCCUGACAGAUCUGCGGCAGCCCGGUGAGCCCAGUUCUGAAGCCAAGGCCCCAUUGUGAUUUCUCCCUGCUCAGGAGGCUGAUCUAGCCCUGGAAGUGACCAAGGAGGUGGUGCCAGCAGCAGAUCCUGGUGUGGAGGAGGUCGAAGCUGAGGUCCAGGUGGCCUUGGUGGCCCCAGCGCAGCCCCAGCUGGCUCUGGGAGACACGAGGCAGGAGAGCAAGGACGUGGACGUGGCAGCGCCACCUGCCAUAGAUCAGCAGCAGGUGCUCGCCCGCUUGCAACUGUUGGAGCAGCAGGUGGUGGGCGGGGAGCAGGCCAAGAAUAAGGACCUAAAGGAGAAGCACAAGCGGCGGAAGCGGUAUGCUGACGAGCGCAAAAAGCAGCUGGUGGCAGCCCUGCAGAACUCCGAGGAGGAUGGUGGGGAUUGGAUGCUGCUUAACGUCUAUGACUCCAUCCAGGAGGAAGUGAGGGCCAAGAGCAAGCUGCUGGAGAAGAUGCAGAAGAAGCUUCGGGCAGCAGAGGUGGAGAUCAAAGAUCUGCAGUCGGAGUUCGAGCUGGAGAAGAUCGAUUACUUGGCCACCAUCCGCAGGCAGGAACGUGACUUCAUGCUUUUCCAGCAGCUGCUGGAGCAGGUGCAGCCCCUGAUUCGCCGAGACUGUAACUACAGCAACCUGGAGAAGAUCAAGCGCGAGUCCUCCUGGGAUGAGGAUAGUGGCUUCUGGAAGAUCCCUGAGCCUGUCAUCAACAAAACCUGCCUCCCAGUAGUUCCAACAGGGCCAGCGAACAAACCAGUCCGCAAAACUUCUGCAGCAGACAAUGGUGAACCAGGCAUGGAAGAAGACCGCUACAAGCUGAUGCUCAGUCGGAGCGACAGUGAAAACAUUGCCAGUAACUACUUCCGACCCAAGAGGGCCAGCCAGAUCCUCAGCACGGACCCCAUGAAGAGCCUCACUCAUCACAACUCACCACCAGGCCUCAGCUCCCCCCUCAGCAGCAGUUCUGCCAUCUUGCCCACCCAGGCCCCCGAAAUGCCCCAGCCCCGACCCUUCCGCCUCGAGUCCCUUGACAUCCCCUUCACCAAGGCCAAGCGCAAGAAAAGCAAAAGCAACUUUGGUAGUGAGCCUCUGUGA
This is a messenger RNA of Orycteropus afer afer, 3075 nucleotides long. RefSeq names its product kinesin family member 17 (gene KIF17). NCBI's taxonomy places the organism in Eukaryota, Metazoa, Chordata, Mammalia, Tubulidentata, Orycteropodidae. Gene Ontology annotation, molecular function: microtubule binding; microtubule motor activity; ATP binding. The record is from RefSeq and is a predicted model, not a curated record. Gene Ontology annotation, biological process: microtubule-based movement. The transcript is spliced from 15 exons.